CCGUCACCCUCCCUGAGCUGUGGUGCCCGCCUGGCGUCAGCGGCGGUGGCUGGAGAAAGUGGAACAGGCUGGUCCGCUGUUCGUCUCGGCGCAACCGGUAGACUACGGGUCGCAUACGCAGGACAUCUCUGCUCACAAGUCACAGGGAACAACGCGUCGAAGACUGCUGACGUCAUGUCUGGAGGCCCUCUGACGUCACACGUGCUGGACACGUCCAGCGGCAGACCGGCACAGGGACUGGCUCUGACUCUCUUCAGGAAACAAGACGACGACUGGGUGCUUAUCAAAGCCAGUGAGACCAACAGCGACGGUCGUUGUUCGGGAUUCCUGGACCGGGAACAGUUCACCGCCGACACUUACAAGCUGCGGUUCGACACGGAGGAAUAUUUUCGCCGAGCCGGGGGCACCACCUUCUAUCCAUACGUGGAGAUUGUGUUCCAGGUGGUCCGGCCGGGAGAGCACUAUCACGUGCCCCUCAUCCUCUCCCCAUACGGCUACAGCACCUACCGGGGCAGCUGAGCCACGUGACCGCCGGAACAACCCACUUUCCAACCACAAUCAAGCUGCCUUUGAGUCACGUGAAUGUCACGCUGUAAGACUUAUGUAAGCACGGAAGUAUAUCAGUUCAGUGCAUUAUAAGACGUAAAGGAAAAUGCAGUCAGGCUUUAACCCGCGCGGGGCUGGGGUCUCCAGCCGAACGCGCGGGGCUGGGGGGGGGGGGUAAAUUUUACCCCCCUGUUAUCUCCCGAACUAACGGUCCGAUUUGGAAAAUUCAAACGCCAAUCGAAAGCUCUCAUCACGAACUACUAAAAACAUGUACUUAAUUUAAAGUUUGAGGUCAAGGUCAAGGUCAGGUCAAGGGUACAAAUUGCAAGUUUCUACAGUAUCGGCCUUGCACCGUAGUUGCCGAAGAAUGGAGUCAUGGACUGAGACUGAUCGCCCAAAACGUGUUCUUAGGCUACCAAGACAAUAUUCGUUGCAUACAAUAUCAUUCAGAGGUCAAGGUCAAGGUCAGGUCAGGUCAGGUCAGGUCACCAAAAAAGAAAAUAUAGAAAAGGGCAUGUGCGACACAUGUUUUAUGGGUCAUUUUACUCAUAGAAUUCAAUAGACACACUCAAUAAGUGAUAUGGACCACCUCUGGAUGAAUUUCAGGUCGAGGUCAGGUCAAGGUCAGGUCAAGUGCGGUCAAAUUUUGAAGUUGGUUGUUAAGGCCUAAAAAGGUGUCUAUCUGAUGCAGUUUUUCACGGCGAAUCGAAUGGUGCUAUUUUUGUUUCCGUACGAGGUCUAGAACUUCCAAAAAAGUCAUUUUUCAAAAAAAUUGUGUGUCGUGACGUCAUAAAAUUUUGAAUAACUCCCACAUUUUUGAACCGAUUCUUCUAAAAUUUGGUAUGUAGGUGCACAUAGACCACUUCUCUGACAUAUAUUCCGGUUUUUUCGAUAGACUCAAAAUUUUGGAUUUUAUAAUCAUUUUCCAAAAAAAGUCAGUUUUUUGAAAAAAUUUAGGCCAAAAUCCAAACUUUUCAAAAAACCGAGAUAGCCAUUUGAUAGACAAAGUAAAAUUACGUAUAACCUUUUUUGUUACGUCUUGAUUCCUUUAAAAAUUAAGAUGUUAGCGGCGUUUGAACUUUUGCCGUUUUUGAGGCGAAAAUGACGAACAUGACGUCACUAAAACGUCAAUUUCUCAAAAAUUUUCCGACGGAUUUCGCUCAAACUUUCAGGGAACGUGUCAAAUUGAUGUAAGAAAAGGUACUGAAAGUUUGGCGGCGCUGCGCGCCGCCGUUUUUGAGAUAUCGCAAAAAUUCGCGAGGGGGGGUAAAAUUUACCCCCCCCAGCCCCGCGCGGGUUAAAAGCGCUGCAUAUCGUCAGUUUAUGAACGGGGUACUGUGCUUAGCGAUGUUCUACAAAGAUAAAUACAAACUGAUUA
Molecule: messenger RNA, 1924 nt
Organism: Amphibalanus amphitrite
Lineage: Eukaryota; Metazoa; Arthropoda; Thecostraca; Balanomorpha; Balanidae
Product: 5-hydroxyisourate hydrolase-like
Exons: 4
Coding region: 175-519 (114 amino acids)
Biological process (GO): purine nucleobase metabolic process
Molecular function (GO): hydroxyisourate hydrolase activity
Source: RefSeq, a predicted model, not a curated record